Molecule: messenger RNA, 738 nt
Organism: Strongylus vulgaris
Lineage: Eukaryota; Metazoa; Nematoda; Chromadorea; Rhabditida; Strongylidae
Source: the annotation of a GenBank genome assembly
CACAAUCUCGAAGGCGCCGCUGAGCAGUGCGAACGUCGCCGUUCGUUGGGAUUUCAGAAUCCGCACAUAAAAUGUGCGAUAGAUCUUCUGGAUGCGCAGGUUCAUCUGCGAUUGUUUGACAAAACCGAGGAUGAGCAACGUUUCGAGCACCUAAAAGUAGUAUUCAGACUUGCUGAAAGUGUGGUAGCAGGACGACCUCGUAUCUCGUUAGCUUACAAAUUAGCAGCGGAUGCAUUGUUGCGAGUGGUCAAAUAUCGCGAUGAUAUAAUGAAAAGUGUUGAUAUACCUCCAAGUUGGUCGAUCUCUGACCGUGUAUCUGCUGUGCGAACAGCAGUGAUGUUCUAUUCUGUGGCUUUGGACUUAAAUCGAGAAAGCACUUGGGCUUGGUACGAUUUGGCAACAGCUUUGCUUCAACAAGCCCGUCUGGAUAACUCGGCGCAACAUGCAGUGAAAGCAUCAGAUUGCUUGCGAAAGGCUAUGAGUUUGAGUAAAUGCUCUCAAACAAAAUCGCAAGUUUGGACGCUACUAGCUGAAGCCCAGAGAUUGUCCGCUACUGCAAAUGGUGCGACGGGAAAUGUCGCGAACUCGGCAGCUCUCCAGCAGCACUACCUUGUUCGAGCGUUACAACUGAAUAAGGCUAAUGACGAAGCUUGGUUACGUCUUGCACUUCUCUACUACACCAAUGGAGCGGUUUGUGGCGCCCACAGAUUUUGUCGAAUUUUCUCUUAUAUUGUUUAA